Salvelinus fontinalis (brook trout) is the source of this 3200-nucleotide messenger RNA. RefSeq lists its product as uncharacterized. NCBI's taxonomy places the organism in Eukaryota, Metazoa, Chordata, Actinopteri, Salmoniformes, Salmonidae. Bases 927 to 2249 code for a protein of 440 amino acids. Gene Ontology annotation, biological process: positive regulation of DNA-templated transcription. Gene Ontology annotation, cellular component: nuclear body. The transcript has 4 exons. The record is from RefSeq and is a predicted model, not a curated record.
GGUUGUGUGUGUGUGUGUGUGUGUGGUUGUGUGGGUGUGUGUGUGUGUGUGUGUGUGUGUGUGUGUGUGUGUGUGUGUGUGUGUGGUUGUGUGUGUGUGUGGGUGUGUGUGUGGUCACUACGCUGCAGGCUAUCCAUAGAGAUGAAUAGAAGAAACAUCUCCGUUUUGUUCUGUCUGUGCGUUCACGGCCGUUGAGGCAAUGUAGCUAGUAAAUGUUCUUCUUCACAAUUGGCUGUUCCCUCCUGAUGACCCGGUUGGACAUGACCCCCACAAGGGUAAUCUGGAGGGAUCAGCCACCCAGUUGACUACUUUAAAAUGGUGGAAGCCCUCAAUGGCGAUGUCCAUGCUAAAACACCGUUACAUCUAAGUUGUGUCCUCUAUCCAUUUUUAUGAAGCUAUCACUACUACGCAGUGUUCGUAGUUAGUAGCCACAGCCAACCUCUCACACUUGGGUUCUGCAUUGCUGUUUACAAAAUGGCUAUGGCUGUGGCUGAGUGGCUCUGGAUAAGUGUCUGCUAAAUGACCAAAAUGUAAUAUGUACAUUGCAGAAUGCACUGCCGUUUGGCAGUAUUGGGGGGCUCAGAAACGCUUUCACCACCUCCUCCUUUACAAGACACACGGUUCUCACAUUGUCUUGUUCCUCUUUUUAAUCUCAAAGGAGAGACAGACAUUUUGAUACGUUAUGAUGAGUAAAAACGUUUGUCUUUUCAAAUUGUUUUUUUUUUUUCACUUUUUUUUCCUGAUCACAUACUUUACUUGGGAACAUUUCAUGUGGUAUUUUAAUAUUGCAUUCUAUAUUUCAAUUGUAGCUUUCAGUUAUUUUACGCUAUUGCAAAAAAAUGAAACGGACUCCUCUUGUCUCUUGGUGACGUCACGCAAACAAUACUCUGAAACCGGAAGAGAGGAAAUCACACCGUUAUCUGUGGAUGUUUACAACGAAAGCAAAAAUGAAUCCUCCAAUUAUCAACUCUACUAAUUCGGUGACAACUUCUACUAAAAGAAAGCGAGAGGCCGAGCGCUCCGUCAACUGGACAGUGGAAGAGACCCAGGUGUUGCUGUGUGCCUGGAGUGACGAGCGAGUGCAGAAGAGCCUGGCAGAGAAUGUCCGGAACCGUCAUGUCUUCAAACACCUCUCAGCCCGCAUGUGUGACUUGGGCUUCUCCCGCAGCCCUCACCAGUGCCGGCUCCGCGUCAAGACCCUCAAGGCCAACUAUGUCAGAGCCAAGCUGCUGAUGAGCGUGGAUGACUCCCAGCCCUGCAGUUUCAGGUACUACUCUGAGAUGGAUGCUGUGCUGGGGAGAAAUCGCGCUAUGGAAGGGACUGGAGGAGGACGCCAUUUUGGAUCUCCUGAAGGCAUAAGAGGAUUAUUAGGAGGACGCCAUUUUGGGUCUGACUUGAUCGCAGAAACAGGCCACUAUUUGGGAUCUGAAGGGAUUGAAGGGAUUGGAGGAGGACGCCAUUUUGGAUCUCCUGAAGGCAUAGGAGGUUUAUUAGGAGGACGCCAUUUUGGAUCUCCUGCGGGGACAGCAGGACGGCAGUCACGGUAUAUGGUGUCUGAGAUGAAGGUGGAGGAGGAGGACAGGGAGGCAGACGACACCGACGACUACGAGUUCAACGGUGUAGGAAUCACCACUCGGUCACUGGUUGGUCCGGGUGGAAGACGCCAUGAUGCUUUUCUAGAGCACAGCAACGACUAUCAUGAACCUGCUGUUCAUCCAUUGGAGGAUGACCGCAGCUCCAGGUCAACACCGCCACCACCCCAGCCUGCUUCCCAUUUCUCUCCACCCCCAGACCAUAGCCCCAACCUGGGCAGAGGUAUCACCAUUCCCUCCACCCAGCCCCUAGAGCCUGUGUUGAAGCACCUGGCAGACUGCUUCCAGAGGCUGGUCUCAGAGUCCCGGGGUCUGAUGGUACAGCUGGAGGGCCAGAGGCAGGAGCAGGCUCGCUGGCAGCAGGACUUGCUCUCUCAGUGGCUGGAGAGGGAGGAGACGAGGCAGCGGGAGACGGCGGACAGGGAGGACCGGAGGGAGAAGGCCCGUAUGGCGCAUGAGAUUAGGGUACUGACGCUCCUCAGUGGCCUGGCCCAGAACCAGCAGAGACAGAAGCAGACACAACAUCACAGCUGCAGCUGUUGCCACCAGUGUAGCAGGGUGGAGGCGGUAGGUGAGGCUGCUGCCGGGCCCUCGACCAUCACCAGACAUGAUGAUGGAACUGAGGACAGAGACUGGACGGACUCAGAGGCCUUAUAGAAGAAAGGGUGGGGUACAGACCUGGGAUACAGACCUGGGAUACAGACCUGGGAUACAGACCUGGGACACAGACCUGGGAUACAGACCUGGGAUACAGACCUGGGAUACAGACCUGGGUUACAGACCUGGGAUACAGACCUGGGACACAGACCUGGGUCAUCUUAAGUUCAGGGGUGUGUAAUCUGCUCAUAUACUACGGCUGUGUUUUUGACCCCAGGUCUGGUGGGGGGUAAGCACUCCAUGCCUUUCAGAAUGUAUGUUGACCUCUUGUUGGAGUGUAGAGCCUACAUUAAAUACAUCUGUUUUUGUUAAUUGUUUUAUAAAAUGGUUUAACCUUGACGUUACGGGUUCAGUGGUCUCAGUGAAGCAACUGAAAUUCCGUAUUAUUCUCUCAACUUUUUUUUUUUACAAUCUACUUUAUUGUCAACUUCACCGAUAAACUGUAUCGGUGUUCAUAUGGUUCUCUUGUAUGGAUACUCUCAUCUGUCCUGUUCACUUUGCUGACAGGUUUGCUCUCCUGUGCUUCAUUCCAUUUUUGGUUUCGUUUGACACCUAAUGAACACACCCCAAGUAUGUAUGAGUGUUCCUGUUGAAAAGGUGUGAAUGUCUGUCAGCCUGCUCAGACUCUGUUUUUAGGAAGUCACCAUCACCAUCAUCAUGAUCAUCAUCGUCAGGGCUACUGCAGCGUCUCUCAUGGCCAAUAGACGUGUUGACGGCUAGUUGAAUAGGCAGGUGGUCUGAGAGGAGGUUAGCUAAUUACCACAGAGCUGCCCAACCAGGAGGUGUGAAGAACGAAACGUUGGAGGGGUUGAGGUCAAUUCACUAUCAACUCAGUCACUAUGGGAAAUUAAUUGAAAUUGCAAGAGAUUUGACAAGUGACUGAUAUUUUUUUUUUUACUGAGGGUUUUUCCUAUUUGUCCUGAAUUAAUAUUAAAAAGUGCCACUCCAGUC